CCGGCCCCCGGCCCCGACUUGAGGGCAAAGACUACAAAUCCCAACAUAUUCGCGGCCUUGGAGCCCCGCCCCUAACAAACUACAUCUCCCGGUAGGCAUUGCGGCAGCGCUUUCGGCGCCAGGCCGCGGUGUGGUGGCUUAGGUAGUUACCAUGGAGUUGCGCUGGGUAACCCUGAGGUAGUGAGUGGGACGCCGAGGCUGGAGGGGCAGCAACUGCGGGGGUAUUUCCAUUUUAACAGGGAACAAUCCCUAAACCCAAAGGAAUGAAUCCCUAAUGGUGGCGUUUCAGGCAUCAGUGACAGGCUGAACCCGGACUUCCAGGGCCCAUGCUUACACCGGACAAAUUAUGGCCUGAGCUAUGAGCACACAGGACUACAUGAACACUUCGGUGCAAGAGCCCCCUCUUGACUACUCCUUCCGAAACAUCCAGGUGAUUCAAGAUCUGAUGAGCGAGGAGCCAAGGAAAGGGCAGCGACCACUAAAGCACUCGAAGUCAGGGAAGUCACUGACGCAGUCCCUGUGGCUGAACAACAAUGUUCUCAGUGAGCUGAGAGGCUUCAACCAUGUAAUUUCACAGCUGCUGCAGCAUCCAGAGAACCUGGCCUGGAUUGACCUGUCUUUCAACGACCUGCCUUCCAUUGACCCUGUCCUGACCACUUUGUUCAACCUGAGUGUCCUCUACCUCCAUGGCAACAGCAUCCAGCGUCUCGGAGAGGUGAAUAAGCUGGCCACCCUCCCUCGGCUCCGGAGCCUCACACUCCACGGGAACCCCAUGGAGGAAGAGAAGGGGUAUAGCACCCCAUGGACUGCCCCCUCCUGUCCUAUGCUCCGAUCUUCCUCAAGCAGGAGCCUCCAGCCCAGGUAAGCAGGGCCCUUGAGUGACCAGGUAGGGACCAUGUCUCCUGCCAUUGCACUGGCCUUCCUGCCACUGGUGGUGACAUUGCUGGUGCGGUACCGGCACCAUUUCCGACUUCUGGUGCACACGGUCUUGCUGCGGAGCCUCCGAGACUACCUGUCAGGGCUGCGGAUUGAGGAACGGGCCUUCAGCUAUGUGCUCACCCAUGCCCUGCCGGGGGACCCUAGUCAAAUCCUCACCACCCUGGAUCACUGGAGCAGUCACUGCGAGUACCUGAGCCACAUGGGGCCUGCCAAAGGUCAGAUCCUGAUACGGCUGGUGGAAGAGAAGGCCCCUGCUUGUGUGCUGGAGCUGGGUACCUACUGCGGAUACUCCACACUGCUUAUUGCCCGUGCCCUGCCCCCGGGGAGUCGCCUUCUCACUGUAGAGCGGGACCCACGCACAGCAGUGGUGGCUGAAAAGCUCAUCCGCUUGGCUGGCUUCGACGAGCGCACGGUGGAGCUCAUCGUGGGUAGCUCAGAGGAGGUGAUCCCGCGCCUACGAACCCAGUACCAGCUGAGUCGGGCAGAUUUGGUACUCCUGGCACACCGGCCCCGAUGUUACCUGCGGGACCUGCAGCUUCUGGAGGCUCAUGCUCUGCUGCCAGCUGGUGCCACUGUGUUGGCUGAUCAUGUGCUCUUCCCUGGUGCACCCCGCUUCCUGCAGUACGCCAAGAGCUGUGGCCGCUAUCGCUGCCGAAUCCAUCAUACUGGCCUCCCAGACUUUCCUGCCAUUAAGGACGGCAUAGCCCAGCUCACCUACGCAGGACCUGGCUGA
Molecule: messenger RNA, 1672 nt
Organism: Myotis myotis
Lineage: Eukaryota; Metazoa; Chordata; Mammalia; Chiroptera; Vespertilionidae
Product: transmembrane O-methyltransferase homolog
Exons: 10
Biological process (GO): catecholamine catabolic process; dopamine metabolic process; developmental process
Molecular function (GO): protein binding; catechol O-methyltransferase activity
Source: RefSeq, a predicted model, not a curated record